Molecule: messenger RNA, 1416 nt
Organism: Colletotrichum karsti
Lineage: Eukaryota; Fungi; Ascomycota; Sordariomycetes; Glomerellales; Glomerellaceae
Exons: 1
Coding region: 1-1416 (471 amino acids)
Molecular function (GO): lyase activity
Source: RefSeq, a predicted model, not a curated record
AUGGCACAACGAGCAAACGGAAACGGCGCGGACGAUGAUGCAUGUUACCCCGGAGCAGAGGGUGCAACACAACGGUUCAGCGAUUUUGUCGCGAAAACCAAGUACGAAGACAUCCCGCCACAAGCAAUCUCCAAGCUGCUGGAUCUAAUCAUCGACCACAUUGGCGUCGGGGCAGGCGGCGGAGCUCAGUCGGAAUCAAGCAGCCACAUUCUAAAGGCGAUCGAAGCCUUCUCAGAGGGCUCUGUCGGUCAAAGCACGGUAUACGGCAAAUCAAACGCUUACCCAAAGCACAUCGCAGCGUUGCUGAACGGCGCAUUUGCUCACUCCUUCGACUUCGACGAUACCCUAGCAAUCGGCAUCAUCCACACGGGCGCGAGCGUCAUCCCGGCAGCUAUAGCACAGGCUGAAGCCUCCGACGCCUCGGGGCGUUCGCUGUUGACGGGGCUUUCCGUUGGCUACGAGGUGGCUUCACGCCUCGGCCGCGCCCUGUCGUCGGGUGGCUAUCCAAGAGGCUUCCACAACACCGCCACGGCCGGCAUCUUUGGAGCGGUGGCGGCCAUCAGCAACAUCAAAGGCCUGACGUCAGACCAGGUCUACAACGCGUUUGGGCUAGCCGGUUCCAAGGCCGCGGGAUCGAUGCAGUUCCUCGAUAACGGGUCGUGGAACAAGAGGCUUCAUCCCGGGUUCGCGGCGCACGACGCCUUUCUUUGUGUCGCGCUCGCGGAGGCUGGCGUUACGGGCGCGUCGCGUGCCAUUGAGGGGAAAUGGGGCUUCUUGCAGGCAUAUUCGACAAAGUCGAAUGCCACCGGUCUGACGGAUAACCUGCGCUCCGACUGGCUUUUCCCCGCGACCGCGCUGAAGCCUUUUCCUGCUUGCCGGUUCACGCAUACCGCCAUCGAACUGACCGCGAAGGUCGCGGCGGAGACGAAGUCACGGAGCCUUCCGGAGAAUAUCACCGUCUUUGUGCAUCCUUCAGGCUAUGAUAUCAUCGGCCGGCCGAGUCCAAACAAGCUCCAUCCCGAGACCACUGUCGACGCUCAGUUUAGCAUGAAAUACCAAGUCGCCUGUGCGUUUUUGUUCGGUAGUGAGAUUGGCUGGAGUGUUUAUGAGCCGGAGAAGAUGAAGGACAAGCGGGUUGCGGAUCUUUCCGAACGGAUCGAUGUCAUUAUCGACGAGGGCUUGAAGGAGGAUUUCGAGGUGAGGAUGUUGUUCAAACUAGAUGGCGGAGCUGAGAGGGAAGAGGCUAUGGUGUACCCACUGGGCGAAGUCGAACAUCCGUUCUCGACUGAGAAGGUUCGGGAUAAGUUCAGGGGUCUUGUUCGACCUGUGUACGACCAGGAUCGGGCUGAAAAGAUACUCAAAGCUGUGGAUAAUCUUGCCGAAGGGUCGUCCAGGGAUCUAAUCAAGCUUCUCUGA